AUGCAAUCGUAUACUAAUCGAGUGUGUGCUGUUUGUGGAGAUACUCCUGCUAAGAUUCAUUACGGAGUUCUUGCGUGUUUUGGCUGUAAGGGAUUCUUUCGUCGAGCAGUUAAAGACGGUCGGAACAAAUAUGUUUGUCGAUUUGAGAAGAAUUGUGAAGUCACUAAAUUUGAAAGGAAUGCGUGUCGAUAUUGUCGGUUCCGGAAGUGUCUUCUGGUUGGAAUGAAUCCCGAUUACGUUCGACCUGACAGAGAAAAGAGUAAAAAAGGAAAAACGUUGUUAUCAAAGAAGAAAAGUCUCUCUAGAAGUAUGUCAAAUCGGAUGGCCAUUGAUCCUUCUGAUUGGACAUCUCUCCUAUCUCCAUCUUCACGAAAGCAGCUAACUGAAAUCACAAAACUUUCUGAGAUAUGUACGACUUCUACUAAUUUCGACGGAAUCGGAAAUUUCUCACUGAAAAGUUUGAUUGCUGAUCGGUCACUUGCCAGAAAAACGGGAGAUUCUGAAGCGAUGGAUUGUUCAACCUCACCGAGACAAUCUAGUGAUCAGUUCAUUUCUAUUGAGAGGAUCGUACAAAAUGUGGAUUUUAUUGAUCGGUUUUUGAAUAUGUUGGAAGAUGAACACUGCAGAAAAUUCAGUGUAGAAGACAAGAGUGCCCUCAUCAGUGAUACCUUGAUUCAUCUUUUAUUUUUUGAGUCUAUUUCUAGAUUUGUAGUUAAAGGAACACCAGGAUUGGAGGAUCUGAAAACCUCUCUUCUUCAAUUACCUUUAUGCACAUCUCACUUGACUCAAAAACUGUCAGAUGUUUUUGAGAUUUUUCUCCGGAAACCCCCUUCCAUAAUUGAGUAUUCCGUGCUGAAAGCAUACAUUGUCACAACAGCAGAAAGCACAAUGAUCUCGAAUUCUCUAAACGAAAGUUUAACAUUGGCGCGAGAGAAUCUGUCAGAAUUGUUAUUCAAAGUGAUAAAGCACAGCAGAAACAAAACAUCAAUUUCAUCUGCCAACAGUUUAUCAGCAAUUCUCCACUUUAUUUUUGAGUCAAAAAAUCUGUCAACUAGUCUUCGUCAGUCUCAACAACCAUUCUACACUCGAGAUUCUGAUUUGAAGAUUCCGUUUCAUAAAAUCCUUACGGAUAUUAUCAAUCCAGAAGUUUCUGAUCUUCUGAUGACAACUGCUGCUUGUCGAAAACAAUCAAAUCAACAAAUGGGACCACCACUAUCAUCAGUUCCUCCAGUACAACCACUUGAAACUGUUUCAUUAUUUCACUUUUCUCCUCCUUCAUUAUCACCUCAUCCUGUUGCUCCUCCUCCUCAACCACAACCAUUAUAUCCAGAAUAUUCAAUGCAAUCUACCUCUUCUUAUCCAACAACGUCAAGUCCUUUCCAAUCUCCAUAUCGUCCAAAUUCUCUUGCAUCCUUCCCAAAAUUACCUCUCCAAAUGACGAAAUCUAUUGAAGACUAUCUGAGGCCAACUGGGAUGACAGCUGACGACAUGAAUCGACCGCUGGAGAAGAACUGGGCAGAUGGAUUAAGAUUGACUCCAAUGUUCAACAAGGAAAUUGUUUCACAGUUUUUCCCUGAAUUAUCUCAUACAAAUCAUCAUCACCAACCAUUUUGA
Messenger RNA from Caenorhabditis briggsae, 1614 nucleotides. RefSeq names its product Protein CBR-NHR-7 (gene Cbr-nhr-7). Gene Ontology annotation, biological process: regulation of DNA-templated transcription. Gene Ontology annotation, molecular function: sequence-specific DNA binding; zinc ion binding; DNA-binding transcription factor activity. The transcript is spliced from 8 exons. Bases 1 to 1614 code for a protein of 537 amino acids. The record is from RefSeq and is a predicted model, not a curated record. NCBI's taxonomy places the organism in Eukaryota, Metazoa, Nematoda, Chromadorea, Rhabditida, Rhabditidae.